Messenger RNA from Helicoverpa armigera (cotton bollworm), 1094 nucleotides. RefSeq names its product ribosome production factor 2 homolog (gene Non3). Lineage: Eukaryota; Metazoa; Arthropoda; Insecta; Lepidoptera; Noctuidae. The transcript has 5 exons. Gene Ontology annotation, molecular function: rRNA binding. Bases 118 to 1065 code for a protein of 315 amino acids. The record is from RefSeq and is a predicted model, not a curated record. Gene Ontology annotation, biological process: ribosomal large subunit assembly; maturation of LSU-rRNA from tricistronic rRNA transcript (SSU-rRNA, 5.8S rRNA, LSU-rRNA). Gene Ontology annotation, cellular component: nucleolus.
UGUCAAACAAGUGUCAAGUGUCACUGUCAGUGUAUUGUAAUUCAUGGUUGCAUUUUGUCUUUUGUAAACCACGUGUUUAUUUUAGUUGUGGUUCAGAGCUAAGAAAUAAGUUUAAAAAUGGGUGUAAUACAAAGAGUGAAAAAGCCUACAACAAGGAAGGGGAAAAAAGUACUGCAAUCGAAGGAGCCAAAACCCAUUGAAGGGCCCAAACAAGCUCUAUUUCUCCAGGGACGCAAUCCUUCCGACCGCACACGGAAACUAUUAAAGGAUAUCUAUGAUUUGAAGAAACCUGAUGCGGCGUACCUUAGCCGUAAAAAUGAUUUUGUUCCGUUUGAAGAUCCAACUCUCAUUGAGAAGUUGUGCUACAAGAAAGAAGCAGCAUUAUUUGGAGUAGGCUCUAACUCAAAGAAGAGGCCUCACAAUAUUGUUCUUGGCCGUACAUUUGACUAUGGUAUCUUGGAUAUGAUUGAACUUGGUGCAGAAAACUACAAAGCCAUGUCAGAAUUCCACAAUAUGAAAGUGCUGGCUGGUAUCAAACCUUGUCUGGUCUUCAAUGGGCCAGCAUGGGAUUUAAACCAAGAUUUGAAAAGACUGAAGUCACUUUUCACUGAUUUCUUUCACAGAGAAAAGGUGGAAUCAGUCAGACUGCAAGGAUUGGAGCAUGUCAUCAGUUUCACAGCUACCGAUGAUGGCAACAUAUAUUUCAGAUCAUACAGAAUACAGUUAAAGAAGAGUGGUCAGAGGACACCCAGGAUUGAGUUGGAGGAAAUAGGUCCUUCAAUAGAUUUCAAACUAAGAAGAACUAGACUAGGAUCCGAUGACCUCUUCAAAGAAGCUUGCAAAGUGCCCAGAGAACUCAAACCAAUCACAAAGAAAAACAUCUCCAGAGAUGCCUUUGGUUCCAAGAUGGGUCGCGUCCAUAUGGGCAAGCAAGACAUCAACAGACUACAGACUCGCAAGAUGAAGGGAUUGAAGAAGACUCCGGAAGAGAAAAAGGCGAUGCUAAUGAAGAGGAAGAAGGAAAGACAGGCUGCGAGACAAGCACAGAAUGUAGCUGCAGAAUAAAAUACACGUUUGCUAUUCCAUUUAUGAAA